AUGUGUCCCGCAGCUAUGCAGAAUUAAAUAUAUUCACAGUCCGUCUGUGAGCUCAUUUCAUUGCCGUGUGAGUGAACGUCAGCCAAUGUUUAUCAACGAAGUGCCACGUUUGAGAGAUAUACUAUCAAGCCGCUUCCUCUUGCGGCGGCACGUCUACGUGACGCGCGCGGCUGCCAAGAGUCCCGUACGAGAUGAUGAGUGGACUUUGAAGUGUGGCCGGUCCACGCCCUCCCUGCUCCGCCGGUCUGUGCCCGUCGCCCAGUCCGGUGCGCGUUGCCUCACGACCGCCAUGUAUUGCCUGCGAAGUGAACCCGAACUCAGCCGAGCCGAGCAAAUCCUCCGCUCUGCCCGCAGGCAGAAGGUGAUACAAGCGAACGUGACGCUCCUAGGCAUGGAGGGCGAUUCGGACCUCCAGUUCCUCCUGCAAGGGGGAGACCUCCUCAAGGUCCUGUCCCCGUCCUGGAAGAAGACCCGCUACUUCAGACUCAUGGAGGACUGCAAGACCAUCUGGCGUGAAUCGAAGAGAACCUUCAAGGAUAGCCAGACCUUUUCACUCGAUGACAUCUCAUCGGUGCGACUGGGCCGCCAGUCGGAGGGCCUGAGGAAGAACACGGAGGACCAGGUGGAGGGCCGCUGCUUCUCCAUCAUGUUCAAGAGCCGCCGCAAGAACCUGGACCUCAUCGCCAGCUCGGAGGAGGAGGCCAAGCAGUGGUUCAACAGCCUGCAGAAAGUGCUCUCCAACAGAAACAACCUCAACAUCCAGCAGAAGACGGAGCAUUGGAUUUCCAGCUGCCUGAGGAAAGCCGACAAGAACAAAGACGACAAGAUGACUCAGUCGGAGCUCAAGAACUUCCUGCGUCUGAUCAACAUCAAGGUGGAUGACGACUACGCUGAGAUGCUCUUCCAGAAGUGCGACAAAUCCAAAUCCGGACACCUGUCUGGGGAGGAGAUUGAACAUUUCUAUGACCUGUUGACCCACCGCGAGGAGAUCGACGUCAUCUACGGGGCGUACGCCAAAACAACGGGCUUCAUGAGUUCUCAGAACCUGGUGGACUUCCUGAAGAAGGAGCAGAGAGAGAAGGCCACGCUGGCCGAUGCGCACAACAUCAUCCAGAAGCACGAGCCAGAUGAAAACGCCAAGGAGAAGAAGCUGCUGUCCAAAGACGGCUUCCUCAUAUACAUGCACUAUCCGGAGACCUUGGUCCUCAAACCAGAUCACAGAGAGGUGUACCAGGACAUGAGCCAGCCCCUCAACCGUUACUUCAUCUCCUCCUCGCACAACACCUACCUCAUGGAGGACCAGCUCAGUGGGCCCAGCAGCACGGAGGCCUACGUCAGGGCUCUGCUGAAGAGCUGCCGCUGCGUGGAGCUGGACGUCUGGGACGGAUCAGACAAUGAGCCAGUGAUCUACCACGGCUACACACUGACCUCUAAGAUCCUCUUCCGGGACGCCAUCAAAUCCAUCAAGGAGUACGCCUUUAAGACGUCCGACUACCCGGUUAUCCUCUCCUUGGAGAACCACUGCAGUGUGGAGCAGCAGGAGGUCAUGGCCCACCACUUGAGCUCCAUCCUGGGCAGUGCCCUCGUCACCUCCCCUCUGGGGGAGGGAAUGCCCACCGACUUUCCAUCUCCCGAGGAGCUGAAGGGGAAGUUCCUGAUCAAAGGGAAGAGAUUAAACAAGCUGGAGGCCAGCUUUGCUCCUGAGGCGGCUGAGGCGGACGACGCGGACGUGACGGAGGAGGACGAGUCCAACAAUGAAGACGAGGACGAGCAGAAGGAGGACGAGAAGAGAAAGGUGAAAAAGAAGCUGAAGCUGGCGAAGGAGCUGUCUGGCAUGGUGGUCUACUGCAAGAGCGUCCACUUCCACAGCUUUGAGGACGCAAGGCAAAACCUGAGCUUCUACGAGAUGUCGUCCUUCAAGGAGCAGAAGGCCCUGGCGCUGGCAGAGGAGUCGGCCAACUCCUUCAUCCGCCACAACGUGGACAAGCUGAGCCGCAUCUAUCCAGCGGGCUCCAGGACCGACUCCUCCAACUACAACCCGGUGCCUCUGUGGAACGCCGGCUGCCAACUAGUGGCCUUAAACUUCCAGACAACCUGCACAGACAUGGAUGUCAACCAGGGCAGAUUCCUGGUUAACGGAAAGAGCGGAUACAUCCUGAAGCCGGCAUUCUUGAGGGACGUAGACACAGAGUUCGAUCCCAUCACCCUGACCCGAGGGGACUGGCUGAAGCACAAGACGCUCCAUGUCUUGGUUGUAUCCGCCCAGCAGCUCCCCAAAAUGAACAACAAGAAAUUCUCAUUCGUGGACCCGUUGGUGAAAGUGCAGGUGUACGGCGUGCCGGCUGAUGUCGCCGAGAGACAGACCGUCGCGGUUGAGAACAACGGUUUCAACCCAGCAUGGAACGAAAGCUUCCAGUUCGACGUGUAUGUGCCGGACCUCGCGCUGGUGCGCUUCACCAUUGAAGACCACGACUCCACGUCUGGUAACGAGUUUAUUGGGCAGUACACACUUCCAUUCAACAGCUUAAACAUGGGAUACAGACAGGUGCCUCUGCUCAAUAAGAACGGAGACGUCCUCUCCUCAGCCGGACUCUUUGUGCACAUUAUGGUCCUCGAUGCCGAGUGAGACGUCAACGAGGACCUCCGAAACACAGCCUCCAUUUUCUGCUGUUAAUUGUGGUUUUUUUUCUUCUUCUUCUCUCUAUUGUUUUAAGUUCAUGAUUAACUUAUUAGCUUUAUUCCAGUAGUUUGAGCUACACACACACACACACACCAUGGUUUGCCAGACUUUAUAAUGCUCCGUAUGAGUCACAUUACACCUUCAAUGGCCCAGCGGCUUGUGUCAGUUAAUGUAUCAUCUAUUUUAUUUUUUUUAAUUACCCUUUCAUGAAUACUGGGGAAACCAAAGCCAACAUUGAAACGAUGCGCUUUGUAUUCAUCAGUUAUUUUAGUCAAGUGUGAUCACUUGUUUUUUUGAUUUUUUUUCAUGUGACAAAUUGUCACGACUUCUGCUUCUUUUUGUAAAUCAAGAUGAAGAUAAAAGUUUGAAACAUGAA
Molecule: messenger RNA, 3056 nt
Organism: Cyclopterus lumpus (lumpfish)
Lineage: Eukaryota; Metazoa; Chordata; Actinopteri; Perciformes; Cyclopteridae
Product: 1-phosphatidylinositol 4,5-bisphosphate phosphodiesterase delta-1-like
Exons: 15
Coding region: 86-2626 (846 amino acids)
Biological process (GO): lipid metabolic process; phosphatidylinositol-mediated signaling
Molecular function (GO): phosphatidylinositol-4,5-bisphosphate phospholipase C activity; calcium ion binding
Source: RefSeq, a predicted model, not a curated record